AUGGAUUUAAGCGUCGAGGAGUACAUCGAUGUCCUCUUUUCGAAAGAGUCGACGGAAAAACCAUCAGACACAAAAAAACCUGAAGAGUUGGAGAUGAGGAUACCGGAAUGGUACGAUGAAAAAAAAUUUAACCAAGCUCGACGAUUUUAUUGGGACCAUUGUUUUCAAUUCAGUAAUUCAAUGUUGGUGGGUCUUGUUGCGGUAUUCGCAGUACCCUCAAUACUCAAAAUCCUUAUAAGUACUAGAAGGUCUAACUCAGUGUACACAUCAUAUAAAAGAUAUUUAUCUACGGUCCUUCACACUGUGUCUUGGUUUGAACACGAAUUUAAGCCUGGAAGUAUAUCUUGGAAAUCAUUAAUGGCAGUCCGCACUCGACACGUAAAAGCGAGUUUAGCAUCCAAAAUUAAGGGAGUAGGAAUAAUCUCUCAAAGGGAUUUGGCCAUAACUCAAUUUGGAUUCAUCGGUAUAUCAUUAUUAAAGCCAGAUAAGUUCGGCAUUCAGCAACUACAACCAGGUGAUUGGGAGGCCUAUAACCAUUUUUGGAGAACGAUCGGCUACGCUAUCGGCUUAGAAGAUAGGUACAACAUUUGUCGAGCUACUUUCAAAGAGACCCAAGAAGUUUGUCAUAUUCUCAAAGAUCGUGUAUUCAAACCGUGUUUAACAAAUGUACCAGAAUAUUUUGAGCACCUUUCGCGUUGCUUGCUUGAUGCUAUGUGGUGUGUUAAUCCCACGAUUAACAUUGAUGGAUUGCUGUAUUUGACGAAGCACCUUAUGGAUGUGCCUGGCUACAUUUAUACGGAAACAGAAAGGGCCAACUUACAAGACAAAAUAAAAGAUAUGCUUGGCGGACAGUCUGAAGAUAUAGGAGUCGAUGUCAACAGAUUCAUAUUAGAACCGGCCAUAGAGGGAUGUCCUAAACCAACGUCUAGGCUUCUAUACCUACGCCACUAUGAUAGUAUCGAAACUAUCCCCGAAUAUCAAAGUCUGCCUUUCGCUGGCAAAUAUAGAUUAGCUAUAAUCACCCUAUUUUCUGCAUUCUAUACGACUUACUGGGGAAGGUUAUAUUUAAACAUAAACUUUAAAGUCACUAUAUUUCUCCUAAAAUAUUUUCCCUUUUUGGCGUUCCCGCGAUUCGGGUAUUUUGCUUCAUUUGUUAAUGUUUUUGAAGAAGACCCGACUGAUGAUACCGUGGUCAAACCAAACUCGGAAUAUUAUAAACCAAAACCUAAAGAACCAUGGUAUAAAGCAUAUCUACCGUUCUAA
This is a messenger RNA of Pieris macdunnoughi, 1263 nucleotides long. The record is from the annotation of a GenBank genome assembly. NCBI's taxonomy places the organism in Eukaryota, Metazoa, Arthropoda, Insecta, Lepidoptera, Pieridae.